AUGAUCAAUGACUCCCAUGAUAUAGACUAUCAGCACCUUAAAGAUGAAACAGUGAGGAUGAUAAACGAAAUACAGACGGCCUUGCCUCUUGAUGGCGGUGGAGAGCCAAAUACCCUAUCCAACGCAGAGGCAAGCCUUAUCGGGCUCUGGAAAAAUAUACUUUUGGAGGACAAUAAGCCUGUGGAGUCAGACAUAGAAAUAGGAGGCCAGAUAUACCCAAACAGUGCACAAACCGUGACAUGUCUCAUAGCAUAUUAUCUCCUUGAAAACAAUUGUGCCGAUGUUGUUGAGAAGUUAAUAUGUGAAAUGAAAGAUGGAAAAGAAGAAGUGAUAAAAAUCAGGGACGACCAUGCUAGGUUCAAAGAAAUUGUAUUUGAAAUAUCAGAAGAUUCCACAAGACUUUUGGAGAAUUUUCUUGAGAGUUACCCAAGUAAGAUGCUUGAGCUGUAUCUUGUAUCCCAUGAAUUCUUGCUGCUCAUACAUAAUGGAAGAUAUGACGAGGCCCUCAAGUUGUGCCUUAAGAAACUGAAGUCGUUUGUUCCUACAUACAUUCGGGAUGUCAAGCCGCUUCUCAAGUUCUUAGUAAACCCUGUGAAUGUUGAGGAGGCUUUAGAAAAAAACAGAGAAAGACUUAUUGAGAAUUUCAAGUCUGAAUACCUGGAGGUGACUGGAAUCCCAAACAGGUGUUAUCUUGAAGAACUUUUCGAGACAGGAACCUCUGCAUUCCUUCAGCUUUCUAGCUCUGGAAACUUGUUUUUCGAUAAGGACGAUCAAACUCUUCCUGUGGAAAUAAAGCUAGAGAAAGGAAGAAACUACCAUUCACUUUUUAUAUGCCCAGUGUUAAAGACGCUUUGUGUGGGUGAAAACAUCCCCGUAAUGCUUGAAUGUGGACAUGUGAUAUCUCUGGAGGCUGCAAAUGUACUUUCUCAAGAAGGUGUUCUUAACUCCUUUAAAUGCCCUUACUGCCCAGAGAUGUCCAGAUAUGAGAAUAUUCUGAGGCUCAGAAUUUAG
Messenger RNA from Encephalitozoon romaleae SJ-2008, 1011 nucleotides. RefSeq names its product RING zinc finger-containing protein. The transcript has a single exon. Bases 1 to 1011 code for a protein of 336 amino acids. Gene Ontology annotation, molecular function: ubiquitin-protein transferase activity. Lineage: Eukaryota; Fungi; Microsporidia; Unikaryonidae. The record is from RefSeq and is a predicted model, not a curated record. Gene Ontology annotation, biological process: proteasome-mediated ubiquitin-dependent protein catabolic process. Gene Ontology annotation, cellular component: nucleus; GID complex; cytoplasm.